Messenger RNA from Drosophila busckii, 1800 nucleotides. Its product is annotated as protein I'm not dead yet 2. Bases 33 to 1724 code for a protein of 563 amino acids. Gene Ontology annotation, molecular function: citrate transmembrane transporter activity; succinate transmembrane transporter activity. Lineage: Eukaryota; Metazoa; Arthropoda; Insecta; Diptera; Drosophilidae. Gene Ontology annotation, cellular component: membrane. Gene Ontology annotation, biological process: monoatomic anion transmembrane transport; citrate transport. The transcript is spliced from 12 exons. The record is from RefSeq and is a predicted model, not a curated record.
UCAAGUAAUGUGGUGAUAAAUAAAAUAAAAUAAUGGCAGAGCAGGAGAAAAUGCCUCCUGGCAAAGCCAUUGGCGACUGUUGUAAGUUUCAUUGGCGUGGCAAAGUCAGUAUUUUGAUACCCCUAAUAACAUUACCAUUAUUUACUCAUGGCCUAAAAGAGAAAAUGCCUGAAUUUCUAUGCUUGUAUUUGGUUGCCAAUAUGGCCUUAUACUGGAUCACCGAGGCCAUACCGCUCUAUUUGACGUCACUGUUGCCUAUAGUCUUCUUGCCCUUGUUUGGUAUUUUGGGGUCGAAUCAUGUUUGCCAAUUGUAUUUCUCGGAUACGCUGGUCAUGUUCCUGGGCGGUCUCAUCAUAGCACUGUCCAUAGAGUACUGCAAUUUGCAUCAGCGCAUAGCUCUGGGCACUAUACUCAUAGUUGGUUGCAGUCCCAGACGCUUGCACUUUGGCCUGACGGUGGUCACUUGCUUUAUAUCACUUUGGAUAUCCAAUUCGGCAGCCACGGCCAUGAUGUGUCCCAUUGUGAAGGCAGUGCUCACCGAAAUGGAAGCCCAAAAAAUAUUCAAGGUUUUUAAGACACAAGAGGAGGAACCAGUCGAGGAGGGCGAAAAACCACAUCCUUCAACAAUAUCAAUGUCUUUCUACUUUGGCGUCGCCUAUGCUGCCACAGUUGGUGGCUGUGGAACGCUCAUUGGCACCGGCACCAAUCUGGUAUUCAAGGGCCUCUACGAAACUCGCUUUCCCGAUUCAAAGGAGGUUGUGGAUUUCCCCAUCUACAUGGGCUACGCUAUUCCUAUAGUUGUUAUAGUUAAUGUAGCGCUAGUAUGGUUCUUUAUGCAAAUAACUCACAUGGGUUUGUUCCGGCCGAAGAGCAAAAUUGGUCAAGAGGUUAAGGCUGGCAGCGAGAAUAAGGAUGUGGUCAAAGCUGUGGUCCAGGAACGAUACAAAAAUUUGGGCAGAAUGACUUGCCAUGAGAUUCAAGUGACGAUAUUAUUCAUACUCAUGAUUGUACUGCUCUUCACUCGCAAGCCAGGCUUUGUCAAAGGCUGGGGCGAUUUCCUCAAUGCCAAAGCCAUUGGCAGCUCAGGCGGCGUUAUGUGCCCAGUGGUGUUGCUAUUUAUGCUACCCACACAAUAUACAUUCUUCAAAUAUUGCUGCGGUCAACCACCGUUCCCUGGUCGCACCAUGGACGCGCUCUUGUCCUGGGUAUUUGUGCACAGGAAUACGCCAUUUGGUCUUUGUUUUCUGCUUGGUGGCGGCUUCGCACUUGCCGAAGGCAGCGUGGUGAGCGGAAUGGCCAAGAUGCUGGGUGAUGGCAUGAAGUUUGCCGAAACCUGGCCCCCCUAUCUCGUAGUGGGACUAACAAUUGUCAUGGGUAUAUUUUGCACUGCCUUCAGCUCCAAUGUGGCCAUUUGCAAUAUACUCAUUCCUGUGUUUUGCGAAAUGGCGCUGGUUGUUAAGAUUCAUCCACUGCUUUUGACUAUGCCCAGCAUGCUGGCCAUAAGCUUGGCCUAUCAUCUGCCGGUGAGCACACCGGCGAACGCCAUCAUUUGUGGUUAUGCUGGCAUCAAGACCAAAUAUCUUGCUAUAGCUGGCAUAAUUCCAACAAUAAUCGCAAUAGCAGUGCUGUGGGUCAAUGCGAUAUCCUGGGGAUUCCUUAUCUUUCCAGGCACAAAAGAAUAUCCAGAAUGGGCUAAAGAUUCUGAAACAACCGCAGCACCUUAAGCGUUACUCGUCUUAUCCCAUCUCAGCACAUUCAUGAAAUAAAUCAAACUGUUUAGUUACUUGUGGCCCCCCAAAA